Vanessa atalanta (red admiral) is the source of this 841-nucleotide messenger RNA. RefSeq names its product stress-associated endoplasmic reticulum protein 2. Gene Ontology annotation, biological process: endoplasmic reticulum unfolded protein response. Gene Ontology annotation, cellular component: endoplasmic reticulum. Bases 182 to 376 code for a protein of 64 amino acids. The transcript has 3 exons. NCBI's taxonomy places the organism in Eukaryota, Metazoa, Arthropoda, Insecta, Lepidoptera, Nymphalidae. The record is from RefSeq and is a predicted model, not a curated record.
AUAAUAGAAAAUUUCCUCAAGUGACGUACCGACGCGACGUGUUGACGUUUUUUGUAAUUUUGCUUCGCUGGUCGUCUGGAUAUUUCACUUUUACAUACGUGUCAAGUGAGCUUGUGCGUGUUCGGCUUUAGAGCCUUUAAUUUUAAGACAAUUGACGAAUAUCACUGAUUUAUUUAGAACAAUGGCACCCAAACAGAGAAUGCGUAUCGCCAACGAAAUUGCCAGCAAAAACAUCACAAUGAGGGGCAAUGUUCCAAAGACCACAAAGGAAAAGGAAGAUCAAUAUCCAGUAGCACCAUGGCUUCUAGCUCUCUUCAUAUUCGUAGUCUGUGGUUCUGCUGUCUUCCAAAUCAUACAGUCCAUACGACUGGCUUAAACCCUCUGUGAUUUCCUUCCCGACUGAUAAUUUUAGUAACCUAAGAAAUUGUGGCAUACUAUAAACAGUUUUAAACAAUGAAGUUAGAAUGUAAAUAUGUUUUAAAUAUAAUGCUUUAACAUUUGUUUUACGACAUUACUGUUUCAUCGAUCGUGAGUCUACAAUUGUCAUCUAGAGCCACAAUUUCUACAAAACACCACAACUCCUUGUAAUAAUUAAAUAUUUUGUAUGACAAAGUGUUUAAGCUUACAAGGUGACUGCGCAUUUUCCCUAUGUAGCUUUCAUAGUUGCAUCUAAUUGUGUUUAGUCUAAGCGCAGAUUUAAAUAUAAUCUCAAAAACAUUUAAAUGUACUAUAUUCUUGUAUAGUGUAAAUUUAAUUAGGCUAGAUUCAUACGUGGCAAUUUUUUUUGAAUGAAGUUUUAGCCGUGCAAGAGAAAACCUUAAUCAAAUUUACCAUUGGCAAG